Messenger RNA from Rhagoletis pomonella (apple maggot), 726 nucleotides. Its product is annotated as cuticle protein 38-like. Bases 1 to 726 code for a protein of 241 amino acids. The transcript has 2 exons. The record is from RefSeq and is a predicted model, not a curated record. NCBI's taxonomy places the organism in Eukaryota, Metazoa, Arthropoda, Insecta, Diptera, Tephritidae.
AUGUCGAAACUCUUGUUGUUGCUAUUGCUGAUUGCUGUAUGCGCUGCUUGCGUAACAGCUAAAGCUGAACCCCAACAAGUCGCUUUAGCUGCGCCUGUUGCUGUCGCUACUGCUCCUGUGGUGGCCGCCCCAUACGUAGCAGCUGCAUACACUACUUCUCCAUAUGCUGCAGCUGCACCCGCGCCUGCCCCUGUAGCCACCACCACCGCUUUUGGCAUACCACCAUACGCUGCAUACUCAUCACCCUACGCUGCGUAUACGUCACCUUAUGUCGCCUCACCUUAUGCCGCCUCACCUUAUGCCGCCGCAUACACAGCUGCCGCCGCAUACACUAAUGCUCCAUUGAACUCCGCGGUCGCCAGUCAACGUGUCGAUGUACAGAGCAAUUACUAUGCAACACCAGUGAUAGCUGCUGCCUCACCUGCCAAGUUGGUCGCACCCAGCUCAGCUGCUUUUGUUGCGCCUGCUGCGCCUGCUGCACCUGCUGCUGCAUACUCGGCACCCAUAGCUGCCGCUUACACAGUUGCUGCUGCUCCUGCUCCCAUACCCGCUGCUGUAGCUGCUUAUACAGCGCCUUCCGUUGCAUCCAUAGCUCCAGCUCGCUAUGUUGCCCCUGCGGCAGUUGCUUCAACAGCUCGUUAUGUGGCCCCUGCCGCAUCGGUAAUAGCUCCUGCUCCAAUUGCUGCAGCACCAGCUAAGCUCGUUGCACCAAGUGUUGUUGUCUAA